CCAUGUAAGCUGUAGCAAUAGAUAUCCAGCCCCAGGUUUUGUGGCUGCACAACCCUCUAACAGCAUAGAGUCCCAUUUCAGAAGGAGGAAAGGAGUUUUGAACCAUCCUCACCUGGAUUUUUAAAAGACUGAUCCUUAAACCUGACUUUCAGCACACGGAAUGCACACAGUCUCUUUCUAUCUGUUAACAGGUGUGCCUGCAAGAAGUUCUCCGUCUUCUUGCUAAAAAAAAAAAAAAAAAAAAGGUAUUUUAAAAAUGGACAGCAAAAAAAGCAAAUAUCAUGGGAGUAGCAGCAGGCAGUGCCCAGAGUCCCUGCUGUGAUCGCUGCGGCUCCCGCCCCUCUCCCAGGUACAUAUUUGCUCUCCUGGUGCCUCCUCCCUCCAGGGCUGCUGCAGCACUUGGGGCAGUCCUUGGCUCCACCCAAGCCUGCUGGCUGCCCAUACUCACCUCCUCUCUUUGCUGCAGCACGCACUGGCAGGGUGGGCAGCAUGUCCAGGGUCACGGCGAGACUGUGCCAAGAACGAGCAGCAGCGGACGGGCUCGGAUCCAACAGGAAUGCCAUCAAGUAUCUGAAGCAGGACUAUGAAGCCCUGAAGCAGCAGUGCCUGCAGACUGGCACACUGUUCAAGGAUGAAGAGUUCCCAGCCUGUCCUUCUGCUCUGGGCUACCGGGACCUGGGACCGUAUUCCUUCAAAACUCAGGGGAUAGUCUGGAAGCGCCCCACGGAGUUAUGUGCCAACCCUCAGUUUAUAAUCGGAGGAGCUACCCGAACAGAUGUCUGCCAAGGAGAGCUGGGUGAUUGCUGGCUCCUAGCUGCCAUUGCAUCUCUCACUUUGAAUCCAGAUAUUCUGUUCCGUGUUGUUCCCAAGGCACAGAGUUUCCAGAAGGACUAUGCUGGAAUCUUUCAUUUCCAGUUCUGGCAGUACGGGGAGUGGGUGGACGUGGUGGUGGACGACAGGCUGCCCACCAAGAACGGGAAGCUGCUCUUUGUGCACUCAGAGGAGGGCAGCGAGUUCUGGAGUGCACUGCUGGAGAAGGCCUACGCCAAGUUGAAUGGCUCUUAUGAAGCUCUAGCAGGAGGAUCCACUGUGGAGGGCUUUGAGGAUUUUACUGGAGGCAUCUCUGAGUCCUAUGAGCUGCGGAGGGCUCCUGCAAACCUGUACCAAAUCAUCCAGAAAGCCUUGAGAGCUGGGUCACUGCUUGGCUGCUCCAUCGAUAUAACUGCUGCAGCUGAAAUAGAAGCAAUCACAAGUCUGAAGCUGGUAAAAGGACAUGCUUACUCUAUCACUGGAGCAGAGGAGGUAUAUUACCGAGGACGCCCAGAGAAACUAGUGAGGCUUAGGAAUCCCUGGGGUGAAGUAGAAUGGACUGGAUCUUGGAGUGAUAAUGCUCCUGAGUGGAAUUAUGUUGAUCCCAAACAAAAGCAGGCUCUGGAUAAGCAAGUAGAUGAUGGAGAGUUUUGGAUGGCAUUUUCAGAUUUCCAAAGGCAGUUUAGCUGCCUUGAGAUCUGCAAUUUGACUCCUGACACACUGGCAAGCAACAAGGUCAACAAAUGGGACCUGACCAUGUUUAAUGGACAGUGGAGACGGGGUUCAUCUGCUGGGGGCUGCCAGAACUACCAAGCAACAUACUGGACCAACCCCCAGUUUAGAAUCCGGUUGGACGAACCAGACGAUGACCAUGCAGGGAGUCCCAACGAGCCGUGCUGCACCAUCCUGGUGGGACUGAUGCAGAAGAACCACAGGAGACAGCAAAGAAUGGGAGAAGGUCUGCUUAGUAUUGGUUUUUCACUCUAUCAGAUUCCUCAGGAGCUGGAAGACAGCACAGAUGUGCCUGUGGGCCGUGCUUUCUUUGCGAGGCACCAGCCAGCAGCCCGGACUGACCCCUACGUGAACCUGCGCGAGGUCUCCAGCCGCAUGACGCUGCCCCGGGGACAGUACCUCAUCGUGCCCUCCACCUUUGAGCCCUACAAGAACGGGGAGUUCUGCCUGAGGGUGUUUGCUGAGAAACAGGCCAAACCACAGAUGAUGGGUGAUGAGGUGUCUGCAAAGCCAUAUGAGCCUCAUGUUGAUAACAAAGAUAUAGAUGAUGAGUUCAAGACUCUCUUCCAAAAGCUCUCUGGAGAGGACUGUGAAGUGACUGCUACUGAACUUCAAAGGAUCCUAAACAGGGUUUUGGCAAAGAGAAAGGAUGUGAAAAGUGAUGGAUUCAACAUUAACACUUGCAGGGAGAUGAUCAGCCUUUUAGAUACCGACGGGACUGGCACCUUGGGACUUGUAGAAUUCAAGACACUUUGGAUGAAGAUUCAAAAGUAUUUGGCAAUCUAUAGGAAAGUGGACAGUGACUACUCUGGUACCAUCGACUCCCAUGAGAUGCGAAAUGCCCUCAGAGAGGCAGGUUUCAGGCUCAACGAUGAGGUGCAGCACAGCAUCGUCGCCCGCUACGCCUGCAGCACCAAGCUGACCAUCGACUUCGAUGGCUUUGUGGCCUGCAUGAUCCGUCUGGAGACCCUGUUCAAAGUGUUCUAUCUCCUCGACAAAGACAAGAAUGGAGUCAUCCAGAUCUCUCUGCCUGAGAAUACAAAUAUAUCUCAGGAAACAGCUGGAAGGAGCCCCAAGAGGUCCAUCCAAUUAGUCCUCUCAGCUGAAGACUGGCUCAAGGGGAGGAGGAUGGCUGGGAGGCCCUGUGACCUUCAGUCACAGUUAGUUAAAUCUCACUGAAAUUGUACAUUGUGUACUCCCACCCUGGAGUUUUUCAAGGCUGAAAGUUGAAGCUUUCUCCAGCUUGCCCUGUAGAACUCAUCUUCCUUUGGAAGAGACCCUACUUGCAGUGUUUGAGGCUGAUCCUGGCAGUAGAUUUCCCUGAAGUUCAAGAGCAGAUGGAUCCUACACAUAUAAAAGAUUAAAAUGCAACUCCAGCCUUUCCCAGCUUGUUCUCCCAAAGCCAUGGAAGAAUGCCCCAGUGGCAUCCUGUAGACCUUCCUGCACUGACUCCUUGU
Prinia subflava (tawny-flanked prinia) is the source of this 2999-nucleotide messenger RNA. RefSeq names its product calpain 8 (gene CAPN8). The record is from RefSeq and is a predicted model, not a curated record. The transcript has 21 exons. Gene Ontology annotation, cellular component: cytoplasm. NCBI's taxonomy places the organism in Eukaryota, Metazoa, Chordata, Aves, Passeriformes, Cisticolidae. Gene Ontology annotation, molecular function: calcium ion binding; calcium-dependent cysteine-type endopeptidase activity. Gene Ontology annotation, biological process: proteolysis. Bases 490 to 2721 code for a protein of 743 amino acids.